AUGCCAGCCGCGAAGAGAGACGUUCGUGGCACCGUUUGGUUCGGACGAACUAGGUCGUCUGUGGCCUCUACGCAACAUGCAGCUACGAGCACUGCCUCGGAUCAUGUCCCAAACAACCAGACGCUCAGUCAUGCCACUUCCGGGCUGACUGGUCUACCGCCACAGCCGUCCGUUCCCAAUCCGGCUCCCCGUGAAAUCCUAGCACGAAACCCUUGCGAAAUAUAUGAACCUUGUGCCGGCAUCUACUAUGGGCGAAUCUUGGUGCUGGCUAGGCAUCGGCAAAAUAAGGCCAAUUUAGUCCACAUCCAGAUGCAGGCCGUGGAGCGAUCGGCAAUAGAGAUGUGUGUCCAGAUGAUCGAUCGGCUUGCUCAUUGCAGCAUCCCGCGCCUGCUAGAUGUUUUCCAGUAUGCAGAUCGAUUCCUUCUUGUGUGGGAGCCCUUUGAGUGCACUCUCCACGAAGCUUUAGCGCUGAGCUGCCGCAUCACCGAAAGUGAAGUGGCCCAGAUCUUGUGGCCCGUGUUCAAGUGCCUUCAGUUCUUACGGGGCCAGUCGAGGGAGCUAGCCAGCCUGACUCCUCGAGACAUCUUGUUCACCGAGGAGGGUGAGAUAAAGAUCGCGGGUAUUGAGAACAGUCGCCACGUCGACCCUUCCCGUGCCGACGCAAUGACUUCUACAUUAAAUGCUCUCCGGUCGAUUCUCGAGAAGAUCAUGCAGAAAAAUGGCUCCAACUUCACUUGGAGCCAGGAGAUCCGAAGCUUUAAAUCGGCGCUGGCCAAGAGCACCUCCGCGCGAUGCUUGGAUAAAUUACUGCAACACACCUUCUUUGAGCAAGUGGUCGGGGGGGGAGGCCUAAAGGUACUAGUAGAGUUGGCCAACAAAACCAUUUUCUACACAAUUUCAUUUCCGCCCGAGGACUCUCUUGCCAAGACUGGGCCACUAGGGAAGCCUGUGGAGCCGUCUACGGUCUACGACAUAGGUGGAUGUCAAUAG
Aspergillus luchuensis is the source of this 990-nucleotide messenger RNA. RefSeq lists its product as uncharacterized. The coding region runs from base 1 to 990 and encodes 329 amino acids. The record is from RefSeq and is a predicted model, not a curated record. The transcript is spliced from 4 exons. Lineage: Eukaryota; Fungi; Ascomycota; Eurotiomycetes; Eurotiales; Aspergillaceae.